UUUACUGUUUCUCCAAGAAAGUAUAUUGCGGUAGCAGGGUUACUUAGUUAAUCAACACAAAUUUUUUGGCAGGGCUAAACCUCGCCGCGGUGGGUUGUCGGCGUCGGCAUCCCCGGUCCCCGGCUGGCCGGCUCCAAACUGCUCUCGCCGCCUCCCAUCUGCUCUGCUCUGCCCUGCCCGUUCGUUCAUGGGAGAAGGACCAACCGCCAUGUGAUUGUGGGAGUUUAAGCGGCUGCGGAGGCGGAUUCGGAACCCCCUCCUUGGUCGGUGUCGUCGGCUGGCUUGCCCACCGCCCGGUGGUUGCUGCUUUAACAAUGUACAAGCCCCUUCUACCAUUCAUUCCACUGAAUACAAAUGCUCGGGACAACAAAUGAGCGGAUGCAUACGAGCUGUUCGACGAAAUGCUCACCUGCGCUUCCUAAUCUCACUAGCUAGCUGCUCCUCUGUUUCUUGGUUUAAACAAAAUUCGCUGUGCUAAUCAAAAUCUUGCAGCUUCGUACGAAGAUAUGAUCGCACAUCACAAUUUCCAAUCCUUGACCGGCCUCGCCGGCUUGCUUGCCCUUGCCCGCCGCCCGGUGGUUGCUGACUGUAAGCCCCUUCUAGCAUAUUACUUCCAUCGUUUUCUUAUGACUAACUUUGAUUGCCUCCCUGAUUGCUUUGGUGACUCGUGAGAGAGACACAGGGAGAGCAGGAACGGAAAUGGUUGGAUACCAGCAUUCCGUUGAAUAUUUGCUUGAGACAAAAACUCAGUGGAUGCAUGCGAUGCGAGCUGUUCGACAAAAUGCUCAGGAGACAAGCCAAGUUGGCACUUGCUAUAUAAUGAUUCUACACCUAAACUGAAGCCUUGCCAGUGCAAGUAGAUGAGGACAACCAUACUAUAUUAUGGAUCAAUAAAAUAAACGGACUGAACGACUUCAAGUGCAGCAAUGAUUGUCCUUUCCUGGCUAAUUUCAUAUUAAAUGAAUCCGAUGCAAAUAUUGUAAGAAAUUGAUUAGGUGACCGAUUCUGCAUUUGACGUUCUGAUGAGCGACCAUCCAACAAGAGCUGUUUGAUCUCACCUGAGCAAGAGACCCCCUCUACCACUUCCCAGCUGGAGCAGGGCCGCCGCCACCGCUUGUCUACACCGAGGCCGGAUCUUCUUUCUUACCCUGAAUUUCAUAUGCUACAUCGUCCUGGGCUCCUGACUUGCAAGAAUCCUUUGGCUGUUCAUCCCAGCAAGAGACCACCACUGCGCUGCCGCCUUUUCCUCUGCUCCUUCUCACAUCUUGUUGUUACAAUCGAAAGGGACGGAUCGGUCCUAAGACAAGCUUGACAAGAGACUGACCGGCUGGUCUUCCCACCUUCCAAAUAAAUGAAGCAGCCAUGAGGUGGGAGCAAGCAUCCAAGAAGCUAGUGUGUGCAGCCAAGCAAGAUCUCAGCUAGGCAGGAGAUUCUCCUUCUGGAGCAGGGUCAAAGCUGCUCCUCUAUACUGAGAUGUCUACACAAGACCACAACUGAUCGUGGCUUCAACCACAAAAUCCCAGGAAGUGCCGCCGUCAUGUGCUGUGCUCCUUUGUUCAUCUGUCAAUAGAGGAGAAAGAGAAGAGCAUUGUUUGGACAAUAAUCCUGUGAUGAACGGAGGAGGGUAGAACUUACACAGCACAAGGCCCGCAAAACAUCAAAGCAGGCACACUUGCAUCAAAGUCAGAAACCACUGGUUUGGGCACCAUGGGCACAGUUUUGGAUGCUCUCACUUCGAAAUUUGUGACAAGGCUGGGUCGGCUUAUUGAAGAUGAGAUUGUCAUGACACUAAGCGUGAAAAAGGACAUCAAAAGGCUGAAGAAAAAUCUGGAACACUUCAGCGCAGUUCGUGAGGAUGCGGAAGCUCUGGCCAUGGAAGAUAGACGCAUAGAGGCAUGGUGGAAGAACAUGAGUGAUGUUAUGUUUGAUGUUGAUGUCAUCAUAGAUCUUGUUAUGGUUCAUUCACAGAAAUUUUUGCUGCCAGCUAGAUCGCUCUGUUUCAAUCAGCCUAUGGUCUCUUGUUUUGAAAAGAUUUUAUUUGAUAACAAGGUGGCUAGAAGAAUUAAGGACAUAAAUGAAAAGCUUGAUGAGAUUAAAAUGAACACAGAGAUGUUCAGCUUGGAUAGAUCCCUUCGUCAACAGUUCCAGGUAACAAGUGUGGACAGAAAUCAGACAUCUCCUAUAGAUGAACUAGAGGUUGUUGGAAGAGAGAUCAAGCAAUCGGUUGAUGACAUGGUACAAAUAAUUGUCAGUGGCUGCCAUGAGAAUAAUACAAGUGUUCUGGGGAUUCAAGGAAUGGGAGGCAUUGGUAAGACAACGUUAGCUCAGAAGAUGUAUAAUCAUCAGAUGAUAAGAGAGAAAUUUCAAGUUCAUAUAUGGCUGUGCAUUUCGCAGAGCUACACAGAGACCGGGUUGAUAAAGCAGGCAAUACGGAUGGCUGGAGAAAAGUGUGAUCAGCUAGAGACCAAAACCGAGCUUCUACCACUUUUAGUGGACACUAUCAAAGGAAAGAGUGUUUUUCUUGUGCUGGAUGAUGUGUGGAAGUCUGAUGUCUGGAUUGAUCUUCUUCUAUCACCUUUCAUGAGAGCUUCGAACUUCCAGAUCCUUGUCACCACAAGAGACCUGGAUGUUUUGUCAGAAAUGCAUGCAACAUAUAUCCACCGAGUAAACAAAAUGAAUUACAGUGAUGGCUUAGAAUUGCUUAUGAAGAAGUCCUUUCAAUCAUCCGAGCAAAUAUGUGAAUUCAAGAAUAUUGGCCAUGACAUUGUAAAGAAAUGUGAUGGUCUUCCUCUUGCCAUCAAGGUUGUUGCUGGUGUCCUAUCCACCAGAAGAACAGUUGCCGAAUGGAAGAGCAUCCGAGAUAGUAAAUGGUCCAUUCAUGGACUCCCCAAAGAACUUGGAGGUCCCCUGUAUUUAAGUUACAGCAACUUACCCCCUCAACUCAAGCAGUGCUUUCUCUGGUGUGCUUUGUUGCCUCCUAAUUUUGCAAUAGGUCGUGAUGAUGUUGCUUACUGGUGGGUUGCCGAAGGUUUUGUGAGGAAAGAGCAUGACCACUCAAUACAUGAAACUGCUGAAGAGUAUUACCUUGAGCUAAUCAGGAGGAAUCUUCUGCAACCGAUACCUCUGUUUGUAGAUAAAGGUGAGUCAACAAUGCAUGAUUUAUUGAGGUCACUUGGGCAAUAUCUGACAAAGGAUCACUCCCUAUUCAUGAAUGUGGAAAGUAACAAUUCCAUGCCGAAUCUGCGCCGCUUAGGUAUCAGCCAUGCUAUAGAAGAAAUCCCCCCUCUAGAAGAACACAAGUGCUUGAGGAGCCUCCUACUUUUUAAUAACAAGAACUUCAAGUCAAUUCGCAAAGAUAUUUUCAGAAAGCUUGAGCAUAUCCGCGUCUUGGUUCUCAGUGGGACAAGCAUCAAGGACAUACCAGACUCAGUGGGAAACUUGGUGUUGUUGAGGUUGCUAGAUCUGAGCUAUACCGAGAUUAACAAACUUCCGGAGUCCAUGGGAAGGCUCAUCAGCCUUGAAUACCUCUCUUUGCUUGGUUGCAAUCAAUUAGAUAGCCUGCCAGCUGGUCUCAUGAGACUGUCCAAUAUAAGUUUUUUGCAGCUAGAGCAGACUGCAGUUGAUCAUGUUCCAAAAGGAAUUGCAAAGUUUCAGCAGCUCUAUAACCUAAAAGGAGUUUUCGAGAGUGGGACUGGAUUCAGAUUAGACGAAUUGCGAUGCCUCCCCAAUAUCCAACGUCUGUGGGUUGAGAAGCUAGAGAAAGCGGCACCAGUGGGUGAACUUGUACUGAAGAACAGUCAUAAUCUUAGGGAACUGAGACUGCGUUGCACAAUGGCCAGUACCAAAGAGAGAACUCGUUACCAGACUGGUGUGGUUGAGAGAAUUCAGCAAGUCUAUGACAUGCUUAUUCCAUCACCAAGCCUAGUAUAUAUUUAUCUUGAUGGAUUCCCGGGCGUAAGGUUCCCAGAAUGGCUAUGCUCAGAACCAGAGCUUAAUAUGCCAAGUUUGUGUCAUAUGCACCUCAAUGACUGCAUAUCAUGUUCAGAGCUUCCACCAGCAGGUCAGAUGCCAGAAUUGCUAGUUCUUCAGAUUAAAGGAGCAGAUAAAGUUGUAACUAUUGGCACAGAACUCCUGGGGAAAGGUGUGAGAAGUGCAGCGGCUUUCUUCCCAAAACUUGAACUGCUUCACAUCAUUGGCAUGUGUAAUUUGGAAAAAUGGUCACUGUACAUAAGAAAUAUGUGCGAUGACAUGGAGGACAACUCUCAGCAGUUCUCUCUGAUGCCUUGCCUUAAGCGUGUGCUGCUUCUUGAUUGCCCCAAACUGAGAGCUCUGCCUCGAGACAUGUACAUGAUUUUCAAUUUGAAGAGAAUCCACAUUGAAGGUGCUCACGAGCUUCAUGAAGUUGUCAAUCUUCCUGCUGUUGUGUGGCUCAAGGUGAAGAACAACGCGUGUUUAAGGAGGAUUUCUAACCUUUGUAAGCUGCAGGACCUGUUUGCACAGGACUGCCCAAUGCUGGAUCAGGCAGAGAACCUGUACGCACUGAAUAGGGUGUACAUGAUUGACUGCCAACACGCCCAAGAGUUCAGGAAUUGUCUCGCAGAAGAAGAACAAGGCAUCCUAGUCCAUGUUGCAGCAGAUGGGCGUAAUAUCUUCCCGGAUGAAACUCUCUAUAACUAGACAGGCUUACAGUACAAGAGCGGGGUGUAAUGAAGACGUGAUGGUUAGCUGAAAAUACUCGAAGAUUUUGUUGAAGCGCAAUGGAGCUCUUUGAUCGGAGCAGGGCAAUGGGAGGUAUCUGUUCGUCAAAUGCUGGAGUGUAAUGUUGUUGCUUUUUCUACCUUUUCUCCUUUUGGUGUGGUUGACAGCAAAAACGGCAUGACAAACUUGAAGCAGAUUAUAGCCAACUGUCAUUGCUGCAUUGUUAUUACUAUAGCAAGUUGUGCUCUGAAGGACAAUUUCAUUGUUUUUUUAAAUUCUUUUGGUUCAUUGGUUUCUGGAUUGAUCGAGUAAUAAUAAUGGUGUAACUA
This is a messenger RNA of Triticum aestivum (bread wheat), 5027 nucleotides long. RefSeq names its product putative disease resistance protein RGA3. The record is from RefSeq and is a predicted model, not a curated record. NCBI's taxonomy places the organism in Eukaryota, Viridiplantae, Streptophyta, Magnoliopsida, Poales, Poaceae. Gene Ontology annotation, molecular function: ADP binding. Bases 1708 to 4677 code for a protein of 989 amino acids. The transcript is spliced from 6 exons.